AAAGCAAAGGAAGGGCCUUUGGAAGAGAAAACAGAGAAGCGAAGUAGUGAGUAGUGAGUGAGUGACUCGAGAGUUUGAAGUUAGAAUAAGAAGGAAAAUGGGGAUGGAUUACUAUGAGAUAUUGGAGGUUGACAAGAAUGCAACAGAUGAAGAGUUGAAGAAAGCUUACAGAAAACUUGCUAUGAAAUGGCACCCUGAUAAGAACCCUAACAAUAACAAAGACGCCGAGACUAAAUUCAAACAGAUUUCCGAAGCCUAUGAGGUUCUAAGUGAUCCCCAGAAGAGAGCAAUUUAUGAUCGGUAUGGAGAAGGUGGCCUUAAAGGUGGAAUGUCAUCACCGGAUGCUGGUGGGGCUUCAUUCUUCAGGACUGGAGAUGGUCCAACAGUGUUUAGGUUCAAUCCCAGAAAUGCAAACACUAUUUUUGCAGAAGUUUUUGGCUGUUGUAGCCCAUUUGGAGGAAUGGGAAUGGGAAUGGGAGUUGGUGGUUGUGGCAGAGGCAUGAGGGGUAGGUCAUGGGUGUCAAGGUCCUUUGGUGGAAUGUUUAGGGAAGACAUGUUUGGAGAAGGGAGACCCAUGAGUCAAGGUCCGCGAUGCAAGGCACCUCCCAUUGAAAAUACAUUACCUUGCAGCCUUGAGGAACUCUAUAAGGGGACUACCAAAAAGAUGAAGAUCUCAAGGGAAAUUGCAUAUGCAAGCGGGAAAACUUUGCCAGUGGAGGAAAUCUUAACCAUUGAAAUCCAACCAGGCUGGAAAAACGGAACAAAAAUCACUUUCCUGGAGAAAGGAAAUGAGCAGCCAAAUGUUAUUGCCGCAGAUCUUGUGUUUAUUAUUGAUGAGAAACCUCACAGUGUAUUUACAAGAGAUGGUAAUGAUUUGGUUGUGACACACAAGGUAUCACUUGCAGAAGCUGAAGCUCUAACAGGCUCCACCAUCCAACUUACAGCACUAGAUGGCAGGGCUCUGACAAUUGUCGUAAACAAUGUGAUUGAUCCAAACUAUGAAGAAGUGAUUUCCGGGGAAGGUAUGCCAAUCUCCAAAGAUCCUUCAAAGAGGGGUAACCUUAGGAUCAAAUUCAACAUCGAAUUCCCAAACAUGGUUUAGCAGAAAGUUAUAAUUAAGAAAUUUCUGGCACCAUAAUAGAGUGGCAAUGCAAGGUGUAUCUUGUGUAUAAUACUCUUCCCUUUUGCUCCCAUUUUUACCUUUAUUUUCCCUCCAUUAUAGAUAUCUGUGAUUUGCGUAGUUUGUGUGUAAUGUGUUAACAGUGUCAUCAAAUAAAAU
Gastrolobium bilobum is the source of this 1279-nucleotide messenger RNA. RefSeq lists its product as uncharacterized. The record is from RefSeq and is a predicted model, not a curated record. The transcript has 3 exons. NCBI's taxonomy places the organism in Eukaryota, Viridiplantae, Streptophyta, Magnoliopsida, Fabales, Fabaceae. Gene Ontology annotation, molecular function: protein-folding chaperone binding. Gene Ontology annotation, cellular component: cytosol. The coding region runs from base 98 to 1102 and encodes 334 amino acids.